Suillus fuscotomentosus is the source of this 798-nucleotide messenger RNA. RefSeq lists its product as uncharacterized. Bases 1 to 798 code for a protein of 265 amino acids. The transcript has 2 exons. NCBI's taxonomy places the organism in Eukaryota, Fungi, Basidiomycota, Agaricomycetes, Boletales, Suillaceae. The record is from RefSeq and is a predicted model, not a curated record.
AUGGGCAGGGUUGCAGGGUUGCGCUGGGGCAGGGUUGACAAAAAUGAUCUCAGUGGCCUUUCUCGUGUCAGUGGAACAGAACACAACCAAAUCUGCCGCUUUUUGCUCGGUAUCAUCAUUGAUAUCCGAUUGCCUGGAAAUCUUGACAGUGGUCGCCUUAUUUGUGCUGUUCGUGCCAUCCUCGACUUCCUUUACCUCGCUCAGUACCCUUGCCACACCGAUCAAACUCUCGCGCUUCUCACUGAAGCCCUGACUCGCUUUCAUGACAACAAAAGCAUCUUUGUCGAUCUCGGCAUUCGAGCGAAUUUCAACCUUCCAAAACUCCAUUUCUUCCGUCAUUAUGUGCAUAUGAUCAAACUAUAUGGCACGACUGACAACUACAACACCGAGUACACCAAACGCUUACAUAUUGAUCUCGCAAAGGAUGCUUACAGAGCUACUAACCAUAAAGACGAAUAUACGCAAAUGACACUCUGGCUUGAAAGACGCGAGAAGAUGUUAUGGCACAAUAAUUUUGUCCAAUGGCGCCUUGCUGGCGAUCCUCCUCCACAAGACAGGUUACCGCCCGACAUGGACUAUCGUCGCUCGAUCAAGAUGACGAAACACCCAACUAUUAGACGUGUUCCAUUGGAUAGUGUAGUUCGCGACUAUGGCGCCACUUUUUUCACCGAAGCAUUAGCUCGUUAUGUCGUUCGCACAAAUCAACCUGGCCUUUCUCCAGCGCAACUUGAACAAGAAGCUUCCCAUGUCAUCCUUCCCUUCCAGACUGUUGCCGCUGUAGAAACAACAAUACAAUGA